GAUUCAAUACCUUUCUGGAGACUAAAAUUCACGCGUAAUGAGUUCUACUGACAGUCUUGCUCGGAGGAGACCUUUGAGUGGCAGGAGUGCAUGGGACAAUGGGGAUGAAGACAUGGAAAGCCUGGGUCCUUAUGACAGUGAGGUCAAGGAGGCUGGUUUGAUUCCCGAGAGGGAUAGAGGAGGAUGUUGGAAUUGCUUAAAGCAGUGUGUUGGAGGUUUUUGGAGCACACGUCAGAUGGCCAAGGGAAAGGAAAAGGAAGACAGGGAAUGGUACGUCAGGACAACUCUAAGGGAGCUACUAAUCUACAUUAUUUUUAUCGUCAUUUUUUGCAUUUUAACAUUUGGAAUGAUGAGUUCCGUGAUGUACUACCAAACCAAAGUAAUCAGUGAAUUGUUUUUAGAGUCGCCUUUCACGGAUAACCGGAACAACGUCAAGGGUUCUACUCAGCUUGUGGAUUUCUGGAGGUUUGUAGAUUAUGUAAUGCUGGACAGUCUUUACUGGGAGACAUGGUAUAAUGACAAUCCUACUGACCUAGAGGACCGGAACAUUCUCUAUGAAAACCGACUUUUAGGACCUCCGAGAUUACGACAGCUCAGAGUGAAGAAUGAUUCCUGCAAUGUGCAUGACGACUUUAAGAAAGCUAUCUCCCAGUGUUAUGCUGUCUAUUCCAGCCAUAUUGAAGAAAAAGAACCCUUUGGACUAAUGAAUGGAACAGCCUGGACAUAUAAUUCAGAGAAGGAGAUGAAUGGUUCUAGUCACUGGGGACUUAUAGCCACUUAUAGCGGAGCUGGGUCCUACAUAGACCUCGGAACGAACAAAUCGCAAGCUCUGUCUGUCAUGAAUGAGCUACGGGAAAACUUAUGGAUCACUCGAGCUACAAGAGCUGUAUUUCUGGAUUUUACUACAUACAACGCCAACUUAAAUCUAUUUUGUGUUGUGAAGAUUGUGUUCGAGUUUCCAGCCACCGGGGGGAUGAUUCCAUCCUGGAGUUUUCGGACUGUAAAGUUACUGCGAUAUGUCAGCACUUUCGACUAUGUCAUUCUAGCCUGUGAAGGCAUCUUCUGUUUAUUUAUCAUUUACUAUAUCAUUGAAGAAGCUAUUGAGAUUAAGCAGAAUAAGUGCACGUAUUUCAAGUCAUUCUGGAAUAUACUUGACAUUCUUGUGAUUUUGAUCUCAUUGCUGUGUAUAGCGUUCAGCAUCUUUAGAACAUUAAUGGUGAACAAUGUGAUGGAAAGUCUACUUGAAAAUCCAGAUGUCUUCUCUGACUUCGAGUUUCUUGGGUUUUGGCAGACGCAAUUUAACAAUGCUGUGGCCAUAGAUGUUUUUUUUGCUUGGAUUAAGAUAUUCAAGUACAUCAGCUUUAACAAGACCAUGACCCAAUUAUCAUCUACUCUGUCACGGUGUUCCAAGGAUAUUGCAGGCUUCGGAAUCAUGUUCUGUAUUGUAUUUUUUGCCUAUGCUCAGCUGGGUUACUUGUUAUUCGGAACCCAAGUGAAAGAUUUCAGCAAUUUCCUAAAAUCUGUGUUCACCCUGUUGCGCAUCAUUCUGGGAGACUUUGACUUCUAUGAAAUAGAAGCAGCAAACAGAGUACUUGGGCCACUCUUUUUUCUCAGCUAUGUGUUCUUCGUAUUCUUUGUCUUAAUGAACAUGUUUUUGGCAAUCAUCAACGAUACCUACUCAGAAGUAAAGGCAGAGAUUGCAAAUCAAAAGAAUGAGUUUGAAAUAGUAGACUACUUUAAACAGGGAAUCAACAAUGUCAUGGGGAAAAUUGGCAAGCGUGAUCAUAUUGUAGAUAUUCAGAACGCUCUGAAACUCGCCGAUCAAGAUAAUGAUCAGAAGUUGUCAUUCGACGAAAUGCGCCACACUCUCAAAAGACAAAACCUUUCAGAAAUGGAGAUUGAGAUGCUGUUUGCAAAGUACGAUCGCGACGGCAAUCGGGAGUUAGACAGCCGUGAGACCAAACAGAUGCUGGCAGACUUAGAGGGCGAGAAGACUCAAUUAGAUAGAGAAAUCCAGAUGGAACAGGAAGGAGUUCGUCCAUUUAGUGCUGGUGGAAGAGAAAUGUUCACAAACCUGAACGUUCGGGUAGACAAAAUGGAAGAGUCCAUUGGAAACAUUGUCAUGAAAAUUGACAAUGUACUUGGGAACAUCGACUUCAAGGAUCAAUCAAAGGGAAGACAUAUGAAGCAAUAGAAAAAAUGC
Limulus polyphemus (Atlantic horseshoe crab) is the source of this 2203-nucleotide messenger RNA. Its product is annotated as polycystic kidney disease 2-like 1 protein. Gene Ontology annotation, molecular function: calcium ion binding; calcium channel activity. The record is from RefSeq and is a predicted model, not a curated record. The transcript has 15 exons. Gene Ontology annotation, cellular component: membrane. The coding region runs from base 38 to 2194 and encodes 718 amino acids. Gene Ontology annotation, biological process: detection of mechanical stimulus. NCBI's taxonomy places the organism in Eukaryota, Metazoa, Arthropoda, Merostomata, Xiphosura, Limulidae.